AUGGCCAAGCUAGGUUUAACGGCAAUGGUAGCUACCGCCACGACCCUUGCCGGUGCCGAGGCAGAUAAUCCCGAGAAGGUGGAUGCGUGGUUCUCUAGGCUUAGCCCCACCAAGCUCAAGACCACACGCCUCCGCUUCUACUUCCACGACACGCUCUCGGCCAAGAGCCCCACGGCGGUGCAUGUUGCCAAAGCCGCAAUGACCAAGAAGUCCCGGAUGUUGUUCGGGGCCGUCAACAUCAUCGACGACCCAUUGACCGAGGGGCUCGAGCCAGAGUCCCCCCUCGUGGGACCGACUCAGGGGUUCUAUGGCUCAACUAGGCUCGAGUCAGUGGCCCCGCUCAUGGACAUGAACCUCGUAUUCACGAGUCCAAACUACAACGGCAGCACUCUGAGCAUAUUGGGCCGCAACCUGGCGCUCGAGACCUAUCAGGAGUUGCCCAUCGCCGGUGGGACCGGCAUUUUUCGGUUGGCAAGCGGAAUAGCAACGGCGAAGAAGUACUUUGUUGUUGAAUAUAAUGUCAUAGCUAUGCAUUACUAG
Messenger RNA from Eucalyptus grandis, 540 nucleotides. RefSeq names its product dirigent protein 23. The transcript has a single exon. Lineage: Eukaryota; Viridiplantae; Streptophyta; Magnoliopsida; Myrtales; Myrtaceae. The record is from RefSeq and is a predicted model, not a curated record. The coding region runs from base 1 to 540 and encodes 179 amino acids.